CCUUGCCGAACUUCGACAAGACAACCAUAGCUGGAGCUUCUAUAGUCACUGGGGAACCUUGUGGGAGUUUUUACGAGACGUCUUUUCUUUUGGUAAUGCGCGGGGACUAGGAACAAUACAAAAUGUUGGGCUGGCUGGACACGGAGCAGUAGGAGGAAGGUAGUUACAGUGGACCUGCGGCUGAAGCUCCCUUCUUCGACAUGUCUCAAGGAGGGAUAUCCGAUGUCCUCCGCCAGAGAGAUCAAUACGUUGGGGAAUGGAGAGCUCCCAUUUCGAACCUCACAGCCCUAUCCGAGAUUUCUAGCCCUGUUGCCUCUUUCGCUCAAGCAGGUUCUUUCCGACUCGUUUUUAAACCAACGGACGGAUUGGUCUAUGUGAGUGUACUCUUUUCCGAGAAAUUUGAUGUGCAUUCGUGUUUGUAUGUGAAUGUUACAAUCGUUCACCAAGACGAGUCGAAGUCUGUUUCUCGCCAUUGGUGCGAUGAACGCGUUGAGGAAAUAUCUUUUCCCUCUUUCCUUUCAUCUAUUGAACUAAUUGACUUGGGAUUUGUUUCGGGCUCAGUACUCGUUAGAUUUGAUAUGAGGGUCCUGUUAGAUGAUUUGGAGCAAGAGAAAAGAGAUUCUGAAUCGCCUUCUUUCAUUUGGAACAUAAAAAAUUUUAAAUUGUUUAAGGAUGUUGUUCAGAAACAUAAGAUCUUUAGUGGUCCAUUUUCUAUUGAAGAGGGCUUGACGGUUCGAGCAACCAUGCAUCAUCUGGCUAUUGGUGUUGAGUGCAUGGAAAUGCAAAAAGAGAAGGGUGCUUGGAUUUUUCUUAAAUUAUCAGUCCGCCAAAAAUAUAAGAAUAGAGCGUGGGUUACGAACGCUUGGGGAAGAAUCAGUCAGCGUAGUGAUGAGAUUGUCUCUAAUAACUUUACUGCAAAUUCUGGGCUUCGAAUGGAUGCAUUGUCUGUGUCUUUGUCGUGUUUGAGGGCUCGGGAGGAAUUUUCCUCAGUGCGUCAACAUGGGAGUUCUUAUGGAAAGGAGUGGAUGCUAUCGAUGAAAGGCAAAGAAACAUAUGCAGCCCAUAUUCGUUGGCUAAUUCAAAAUUUUGGAAGGCUUAAAGAGGUUCUUAAGAAGGAGGAGAAUGGUGUUGCUGUCAAGAGCUCAAGUUUUCAACUUGGCGAGAAGAUGUUUCAUCUUGCUAUUUAUCCAGAAGGGCUUUCUCCUCCAUCAGGCCACCUAUCUUUUUACCUUGAUGUUGAGCAUUCCCACGAUUCAUAUGGUUCGAGUUGGCUUGUAGCUUUUGAGUUAUCGAUUGUGAGACCCAAAUUAGCUGCUGAACCUUUUGUGAAGAAAUCAUUGGUCAGGUUCUCCAAUAGUAGAAAAGAUAUAGGUUGGCCGGAUUUUGUGUCUCACAAGGACUUCUAUAGAGAUGAUGGCUGCCUUGGUGAAGAUGGGGUUCAGUUCCGUGCUAAAAUUUUCAUUCUGAAGGAGAAAUUUCUAUCUCAGGAUACCAAAACGUUGGGGAAAUUGGGAAUUUCAUUAUCUCAAGAUAAGAUACUAAGCUUUCACAUUUGGAAGAUACGGAAUUUCUCUACUUUCAAACCUCUUUGGGAUUUUGAAAAGAUCAUUAGCCAAGCUUUUCAAGCAAGAGGAUAUGAGCUUCAAAUUGGGGUCUGGUUAACAUCAACUGACGUAUGGGCAUCCUUGGAGUUACAUUCACCACUUCUGGGUGAUCGUGAUUUGAGUUGUUUGAUCAGUUCCUGCAUAAUUUUAGUGAACCAAGAGAAUCCUGACAGAUGUGUGAAGCAAGAGUUUACAAUAUCAUCAAAUGGUAGAAAUGAUGUCAAGUUAAUGGAGCUAGAAGUGUUGAAAUCAAACAAUGGAUUUCUUCUAAAUGAGACAGUUAUUUUCGUUUGUGAGAUCUUAGAUUUUCAGGCUUUAUCUGCCAGCAGCAGUGAAUUGCGGGAAAAUGUGCCGGAUAAUAUUCCUGAAUCAAUUGCGGUUAUGGAGGCUGGACCUAGUAAGGAAAGAUAUGCUGUCUUGGCUAAAAGAUUAUCCCUCUCUGUAGACUCCAGAAUGCAACACCUUGGGAAAAGGAUUUACGCUGCACUACUUGAAUUGUCUACUGAUGAGAGUUUUAAUGAGAAGAGGAUGCUUAAAGAAUUGCUUGAGAUUGCAACAGGACACACAAAUGAUUCUGAACAAGCAAGUAAAUUGUCUGAUAUUCUUGUAUGUUUUGCUGGUGAAGUGCCAAAAGUUGCUGGAUUGAUUGUUCAAAUGGCAAUAGAGGAUUCCAGAAAAGCUAAAGCUGAUCAAGCAAAUCUUCGGAGUCAGCUUGAAGAGAAUGCUGCAUUGUCAAAAAGAUUGGAGGAAAAUUCAAAGGAGCUCAAAUUAAAGAUGGAAAAAGUUGAGAGUAAGCUCAUGAGCGAGAAACAAUUGUACAAGGAGGAUCUACAUCAGAAAAAUGAAGAAUAUAAGAAAGCACUCAGAAAGAAGGAAGAUGCAAUUAAACAGCUGAAGAAUGGAAUGGAGGAGGAAUCGAAUAGAUAUGCAAUAGAGAAGGACGCCUUAGGUGAAAAAUUGAAAAGCAUAGAAGGUGGGAAGAAAAGAUCUGAUCAAGAAAUUAAGAAGCUAAAGGACGUGAUUAGACAAUUACGUGAAGAAAAAGCGAACCUAGAAGCAGAAUUUCAAGCGUUCAGGAACCAUUGGUACAAAGAUGCAAAUUUCCUAGCAGCUCUUUGCGGUUGGCAAUUGGACACGUUGUCAAUCAGUGAAUUGGAGACCAUUCUGAAAAUCCAUGAAGAAGGAUAUAGUAAAAUAAGUGAUCUCCUGCAACAGCACAAUUAAGUCAACCUUGAUGCAUCUUCUCUUUAAUUGACUUCAAUUUCUUCAAGUCAGUCCUAUAAUGAUUUCUGCUAGUUCUCACAAUUUCUUCAAGUCGGUCCCUCACAAGAUUCAAGACAAAAUUUUAUCUUGGUUGUAAUUUGCAGUUAUGUGAAUGUGGACAAAAUUAUACGUGAAUUGUUGGGAUGUUAUGUACUUAAUAGCUACAUGUGCAAUCUUAUGGACUAUCAAGGAAUUUGGAAGUUUUGGAAAGUUAAAUGGAUCUUCCAUACCUUUUAUAUCAAAUAUUCCUUUCCCCUUCUGUCAUAAUAUUAUGUUGUUCUGUCUUCAUGUUUUGCUAGUACAUUUCGUGAAAAUUUUGGCUGAUUUUAUGGCUGGUGAUUCCCUCCCAUUCAGUUAUAAUUUUUCUUGUAUAACCAUUACAAGUGAUAUCUACUCUUGACUGAUCCACCUACGCACAUACUUUUUAGUAAGUUGUAUCAAUAUUGUAUUGUUUUUAGUUUGGUUCCCUCGGAAUGUACCAAAAUGGGCAUUCAUUUUGUGGCUUGCCUGUCUUCAAAGGCUUUCCACUAAGGACAGAUUAUGGAAGUGGGGAAUGGAGGUUGACCCUAUUUGUGUGCUUUGUUCCCAGGCUGAUGAGUCUUUGCAGCACCUGUUCUUUCAUUGCAGUUAUUCAAGCAACAUUUGGGAAGUCAUUUUAUCCAGAUUUCAGAUUCAAAGGAAGGCUGGUCUAUGGAAUUCUGAAGUUAGUUGGGCAAUUCAUUUCUGCAGGGGUAAUUCUUUUCAAUCUCUCCUUUUCAAAUUAGUCUUGGCUGCAGCAGUUUAUCACAUUUGGAUGGAGAGAAAUUCCCGUAUCUUUGGUGGGAGAUCUAAAUGUGCACCUGAAGUGUUGGAUGGUAUAGAUGAGUACAUUAGAUCUCGUGUUUCUUCUUGGAAAGUGAUUCCUAGUUCAGUGGUUCAGUGGAGAACCAAAGCAUGUGUGAGCUUUGGAAACUUCCACGUAGAAUUUUUGGGCCUGGUAUUCCCAGAGUUUUUGUAGAGUGUAGCUAGGUUGCUUGUACAGUUUGUUUUGAAGAGUGUUUUCCCCGUUGUUUUGGUGCUAUAAAAUGAUCUAUUUCCCAAAAAAAAUAUUGUAUUGUUUGCAUUUUGGAAAGAAAGAGAAGUUAUUCAUUUUUUGACCA
This is a messenger RNA of Rhododendron vialii, 4006 nucleotides long. RefSeq lists its product as uncharacterized. NCBI's taxonomy places the organism in Eukaryota, Viridiplantae, Streptophyta, Magnoliopsida, Ericales, Ericaceae. The record is from RefSeq and is a predicted model, not a curated record. The coding region runs from base 201 to 2828 and encodes 875 amino acids. The transcript is spliced from 7 exons. Gene Ontology annotation, molecular function: protein binding.